AUGAAUACGGAGAAAUUGGCCACAAUUUUGGCCAUUGUCAUUUUGUACCAAGAGGCUAAGAGAGAGGCUUCGGAGCUGAGGAGACAGCUGCAGGUACAACGAGCCAGAAUGAGGAGGAGGAGCAACAGAUGUCGUGCAGUCCUGGCGUUUGUUGCUGGUUGUGCAAGUUAUGUAACUAUAAAGUACCAUUUCAUCUUCGUUUUUAAAAUGAACAAAAGAUAUAUAGUCAUGGUGUAUUUACAUAGGUGUAUUUAUAUAUAUAUUUUUUAAUUUGUUUAUUUCAAGUGAUAAAACAUUACUGAAACUGUUACGAAUCCUCAACUGAAUCCUUUCCAUCACUAUUUGAAAUUUGAUGCCUGUGGUUAUUUCCCAGCACUGUCUUCUCUUGAAGACAGUGCUGGGAAAUAGUAGUAGAACCAUGAAUGGACGUAGUAAAAUAAUGAAAGUUCACAUUAAGAUCCAGUUACAGUUACAGUAAGUGCAAAUUGUGGAUCUGAAAUGGAAAAGAAAGAGAUCUAGCUAAGUAGCAUGGUGAUUGACUGUAUUUGAGUCGAUUUCAGUAAGGCAACACACUCAGAACCCAAUGUAUCAGGAGGUUUACUCACAUAAGAAGUUUAACAAUCAACAGACACUGCGGGAUGAAACAAGUUCAGUUUAUUAACAUAAUUAAUAAAAACAAUUAACAGUUGCAAACUGAAACAUGUUUCUCUUUUAAAAACAAUCAAACUCCAAAGAGGUACGCACAGAUCAACAGGCAUGUGCCAAUCCUCCACACCUUUUUUUCGGAGGGUGCUGAUCUUAGACCUGCCUUCAGGCUCUCCAAGACCACUGUGGAAGCUCUGAUCCAGAUGCUGCCUCCUCGGGAAAAGCCCCAUGGCUGGAGCCAUGAAAUUGAGGUGGCUGUUUGCCUGUACUGGCUGGCGUGUGGAAGCUCCUACCGGGUGACAGCCGACAUAUUUGCCAUCCCAAGAGCCACAGUGGCCAGAAUUGUUCACAAUGUGGUAGAGGAGAUGAUGAUCAUCCUUCACAGGACUGUUCACUUCCCCAAGCUGGAGGAUAUGGAGGAGGUGGGGGCAGGAUUUGCCCAACUGGCUGGCCAUGAGGCAUUCCGCUGUGUGGCAGGCACAAUCAAUGGGUGCCACAUCCGCGCCAUCCAACCUGCUGAACCACAAAAAAAAAGUUACAUCAAUCAGGAGCUCUUCACCUCUGUGGUGCUCCAGGAUGUGUGUGACAGCUCUGGAAAGUUCUUGGACACCUAAGUUGGAAAUACCGGCUCUGUGCAUGAUGCCCUGGUCCUCCGUAGGUCACCCAUGUAUAAAGAGUCCCUUUAUCCACCACCUGACUACGUCCUUCUUGGGGAUGGAGGGUACCCAUGCCUGCGGCAUUCAGUCACUGUCAUAACGCUGUACCACCAGCCCUUAGCAGGUAAGAAAAGACUUAGGAAAAUGUUUAUUACAUCACAUAUCAGUUGUUACUAUGCAUUUGCAUUCUGGGAUUUCUAUCAGAUUGAAACAUUAACAUGAGAAGUACUUAUCUGUAUUUCUCACAAUGAGGCCGUGUUGAGGAAUGCUUCAACCAGCAUCACGCCAGGGCCAGGAAUGUGGUGGAGCAAGCCUUUGGCAUGUUGAAGACCCGCAGGGGAGCCAUAUUCUUAUGGGCUUUGGAGAUCCGGCCUGUAUUUGCCCCAAAGGUGGUCACAGCCUGCUGCAUCCUCCACAACCUCUGCCUGGCCACAGGCAAUAUCCUGGAGGAGGAACAUCAUGAAGAUGAUGGGGGGGGGGUUCAGGAAAAUGGCACAACCGAAAACACUACCAAGCACUCUGGUGUCAACCUUCAUGUCAAUCCAAUAGCUAUCUACAGGUAAAGUUAAAAAGUGCUCUAAUUAUGAAGCACAAGUGUUUCAUAAUUUGUGAAACAAGGGAAUGAAUGCAAUCCCUAUGGAUAUGCAACAUAUUUAUUAAAUGAACAAAAAAACACAAAUACUCAAUAAAUAACCAUGAACUAACAACUGAACUAACAAGACUUAAAAUUUAUCUACAAGUUUUUCAAAUAUUUUUCCACCCUUUCUGCUGCUGCUCUCUCCCUUGCCUCUCCCCUGGCCACUGCCUCCCUCUCUCGGUCUUCGUCUCUCUCUGCCUGCUCUUUCAUGAGUCUAAGUAGUUCUUCCCCUAUUUUUGCCCUCUUCUUGGGCAGUGGUGCUCCUUCUCUGGGAGGGGCGGAGGACGGAGAGGUGACAACACCACCUGUAGUGGAGGUCAGGUUGGCUGCCGCGACCAGGGGUGGACGGAUGGAAUGCUGCCCCUGGAGUGCAGCAUCCAUCAUUCUAACCACUUCCAGGUGGUAG
Molecule: messenger RNA, 2344 nt
Organism: Xyrichtys novacula (pearly razorfish)
Lineage: Eukaryota; Metazoa; Chordata; Actinopteri; Labriformes; Labridae
Source: the annotation of a GenBank genome assembly